ACAUAAGAAAAGCCAAAAUUGUAAUGAAAAAAAAAGUCUGAAUUUCAUAAGAAUACUGUAGUUUAUGAGAAUUUUUCAAUUUAAGAAGAAUACAAGUAAUUUUACACGUCGUAAUUUUACAAGACAAAUUUGUGAGUUUCAGGGGGGAAAGCAGUGGGAACGCCAACCUGUGGGAACUCACCAAACAAGAAAUUCGGAAACGGAUGCUGUUAGGUCGCGUAUACUCAGAAGGACGAAAUCAAUCAGACCGGCAAUCACCUGCAGCAGAGCCACAGAACAGCAGACCAAGAAAGAAAAGCUGUCUGCCACGGAGGGCCCAAGACCCAAGACCGCAAAGGACGGCGCCGCUUCGUUAGAUGGCCCGUGUUGCUCCUCCGUCAACUUCGACGACCGAAUAAGUAAAUCGAGUUUUUACGGAAAUACAGGAUAAUUAAGGUAAGAAAAGGCAGCAUUUUCAUGAAAAAAAACGGUCAAUUACAUGAAUGAAGUCAUAACAAUAUAGACUGUAUUAAGGUACUAUAUUAACACAAAGUAUAAAGUUUCGACAAGAAUCAUUUUUUUUUAAUUUUGGGGAGAAUGAAGUUAUUCCUUUGUUAUUGUUUUGGAGCGGUUGAAAAAGUUGUGGAAAAAUGUGAAUUUUUCAAGAAGAAAUAUCAACACUACGAAAACUGUUCAAGUGUUGCUGUUAUGAUUAUGAUUUUGUUGUUGUUGUUGUUGUUUUUGUUGUCGGCGUAGUUAUGGCGUGGAGCUCGGCAGUGAAAGCGGGGGCUCACCUCCGGCUUGGUCAGGAGGCGGCGACCCCUCCACCUUGGCAGCCCCGCGGUGGAUCUCUUUUCUUUCUCCCCCCCCUUUCUCUCUCCCCCCGCACCUUUGUGUUGUGCGAUCGACUCUUGCAGUCUGUUUCUCACACCCACCCCUCACACACACACCCUCCACUUCCCCCCUCCUCCUGCAUUUAGCAUCUGAAAGGAGCUCUGAGUGAGAAUCGAUGGCGCAGAGGCCCGCUUGACAGGACAAUAAAGCACAAAGAAGGGACCCUCCGCAGCAGCCAUGCUCCAGCGGCAGCCGCCGUCCCCCCGCAGCCGUCGCAUCCUCCUCGGCCAGGAGUCCCCCCCGUCCCCGUCCUCCCCCAGCAGCCGCCGACUCCUUCAGACGAGCGAGCCCGGCCACAACUCCCCAUGAGGCGGCCACCAGCACUCGCACCGACCGCUCUGUAUGGAGCCCCUCGCCACUGAAUGGACAUGGAGGAUGAAGACGGGACUUGUCUUCUUGAUGUUUUGUGUGACCCCCAAGCCCUGAACGACUUCCUUCAUGGGACCGCUGAGCUGCAGACCGAAGACCUGCUCAUUAGCGCCUCCUCUGGGGAGCCGUCUCUCUUUGCAGACGCCCCGAGUCCCGUCUCGCUGCUGGGGGACGGCGGAAGCUCCCCGAGUACGUCACCGCACGGCUGCGUGGAUCUCUCCUUCCUGGAAGAGGCCCUCCUCUCGUCACCGGAGGACACGGACGACCCCGGGCGGGGGGAGCUGGCACAGGCGGCGUCCCCGGUUGGGCUCGGAUGCCAGUCGGAGGAGGAGGUGGCGGCGAAGGAGGAAGAGGAAGUGGCCUGCUGCGACAUCCUGCAGCAGAGCCUGAAGGAGGCGGACAUUACGGAGCAGACAGUCACCCAAACGGGAGACUCGCUUUACCCGCCCGUCAUAACACCGCCCGCGCUGCCGUUUGCCAUCAAGUCCGUCGUCCCGGCCUUACCCAGAGACACUCAGGCGGCCGUUGAGCCCCCGCAGCCCUCCUUGCUGGCCGUGGGGCCGGGGUGUCCGUCCCUAAAGCCUACCCCCCCUCCUCAGCUGAUGGGGCUCCUGCCCGGGAAUGUUUUCCCCGCCCCUUCGCCGGAGACGUCCUUGGUUCAGGGCUCUGGUACGAUCCUCCAUAAAGCCGUCAGUGCCCGGCCUCUCGUCGCCCCGGCCGCGGGGAUCGUCCUGCAGCGCGCCCCCCUCCCCAUCCAACCCAAGCUGCCCAUCAGCAUCCAGCCAAGACUGGUCCAGAUCAGCCCGAAGCCGUUGGGGCAAAAACCCACUCCGGGUCUCACGCUGGUUCCUGGGACCACCUCGCCAAAUAUUCUCCUUUCUCAGCAGCCCUCCGCUGCGGUCCCGGCGGCCCCCGAGCCGCUCCCCAAACCCGUCCGCCUGCAGCUGCUCAACCAGGGCGGCUCCUUCAUGCUUCAGCCUCAGGGACUCUUUCAAGGCCAAAAUCAGUUCCUUCUCCCAGGUCAGUCCCAGGUUACCAUCGCCCAACCUGCUGCCGGAGCUUUGCUGACCGCCACUCCCCAAGGCCCGCGAGGGACUCCCUUCGGCGGGCAGAUCGUGGACGGCUCACAGUUCCUCACAGUGCCCCAGAGACAGCUCAACUUCAGCCCCGUGUUCGCUACGGGGCAGCUGGCCCUCGGUCAGGCCGCUAUCUUUUCUCCGACCGUCUUCCAGAUGCCGGCGCAGCUCGCCGCGGGCUACGCGAACAGCGGGCAGGGGCAGAGAGCCACCCUGGUGCACGGACCGGCCGUGGGAAACCGCAUCACCUUGAUCAACGGCUCCGGGAUGCUCCCCUCGGACUUGGCCUCCAUAUCCAUCGUCAACACCCCCUCGGUGGUGCAGGGCCUGCCUUUGGCGGCUCAGUCCACGCGGGCGGCCGUGACCGACGCCCCGCGGGGCCUCCAGGCCGCCUCGGUGGUGCUUCUGCCCGAGAGAGGUAUCCCCGAAGAGAGGGGCGGCUCGGAGGAAAGUUUUCAACAACAGCGCUUGGGUCCAGUGAUCCAGCAGCAGGUGUCGGUCCGGCCCCUCGCCCCCUCGCCACCCGUGGCGACCGUCCUGCCGCCACCGCCUGAACCGGCGGCGGCCCCCGACGUGGCCCACGUGGUGAAGGAUGUGGCCCAGUCCCUGAGCCAGGACCAGGACUUUAUCAAACAACUGCAACAGCAAGCACUCGGCUCUCCUGUUACAUCCGACAUAUUGGUUGGAGUUGCACCAGCGGCAUCGGUUGACUCUCUAACCUCGACGGUGGACAACGAGCAAGAGAGCCAGCCAGCGACCAUCAUGUCGGACUCGUGUCCGGACGCCUCGCCGCUGCCCUCCGACUCAGAGGACGCGGCCCUGCUGGGCUCGUCCCCUUCGCUCCGGGACUCAGCCACGUUCCCCGACCCGAACCCCCUUUCUGGACUAGAGGGCUCGUCCCCGCGGCCGCAAGUCCAGUACCAGGUUCCCCAUCAGUUCCAUGGCUCGCAGGCUUUGUUCAUGCACAGUAGAGGCACACUUGCCUCGCCUUCCCAGGCACCGUCCUCUGAGCCUACUUUGACCCCCAGCAUCGCAGUGCCUCAACAUCAGCCGGACCCCUCAGAUGUAGGUGGGGUAGACACCCCCGUCCAACAGCACACACAAAUCACACCAACAGCUGCCUUGGUCCACGAGAGCGACGUACUGACUCCCGACGUCCGGUCGCCCUCCCCCAACACCCAGGAGUGGGACCAUUACGGGCUCGCCGCUCCCAGGGAGUGUGGCCAUGUGCCAAGAAACCAGCAGCUGGCAGGCGUGGAGCUGCAGUCGGAGGAACCACUAACACCAGCAACACGACGUCACAGGUUCCAACAGCUGCUUUGCUCGGACCAUCUGGCGGUCCAGCACCCGCGCACCGGCCCGGCCUUCCGCACCCUGACGGAUGCUGCCCGCCGCCUGUUGCCGUACCACGUCUGUGCUGGACACACGCCCUCUCAGGAGGACUUCGCUUUAGUGGACCAGGAGUUUGACACUGUGUCGGGGUUCCUGCUGAAGCGCACUAAGGACAUGGUGAACAAAUACAGGCAGCUACUGGUCAGGGAAACAUGGCAGGAGAGUCCGUCCGCUGAGAUGGUGAUGCUGGAGCGUCUCUUCCUGCAGUCGGAGCGCUUUUCCCUGGGAGAGGACAGGCAGCGGGCAAACAAAGACCCAGAGUCUUUCUUGACGUCCUUGACCUCAUCAGCAUCUUCCUCACACCGCUCGGGGUCCUUACAGCCUCCACCACCAGCCCAGGCCUGUGUCCCAGCCUGGACUAGACUGUCAGACCGCCCGCCUGGACUCAAGACGUACCGUUCCAGCUCACGCGGGGCUCUCAGGCUCACCAUCAAGCAAGAGUGCGGCUACCGCAAGGUGGUGCGCAGCUCCAUCGCCGACUCUGGUCCCAAGCGGCACCACGUGGGGCAGCUCUCCAACGGUGGCGGCGGGGCCAACGGAGUGUCACGGCAUCCUCGACGCGAAGACAAGAUCCCCAAUGGAGUGGAAUCCAAAAAGAAAAACCAUCUUCCGGCGCCUCCCCCGCAGGACACCCCCAGGGUCAAAUGCCUCAGGUUGGACGUGCCGCCACCCCUCAGCUCCCUGCAGGAAGACAUCGUGCUCAGCGAACAUCUGCAGAGCGCCAUCGACAGCAUCCUGGAGCUACAGCGGCUGCAGGGACCAUCGGCAGGCCCCCUCGGGAGGGCCUCGGACCAGCCCGUCACCAGCGCCUUAGGGGGUCACCUGUGAGGCUCCACCAGGAUGUAGGAACUCCCAGCUGAGCCAACCAAAAGCUUGACUUUUGUCUGUUGCUAGGAAGAUUUUAAUCCAUGCAUCGGUCGUUCUUUUCAUUUUCAUUUGGCAGUCGAAAAGGGGACUUUUUUGUCAUUUGUUUUUCCAAUCUAACAAAAAAAACAAAUUUUUCAUACUUAAUCUUUUGCCUCAAUAUCUUGCAGAUUUCGUAGCAGGGCUCGGUCUCGAUCACCCCGUGAAUGGCAAGGGUUCACUGUAUUUGCGCCAUACUGUAUGGACUUACUGCACAAUGUUUGAAAGAAGAAUGAAAAUAAUGCCAUUGUCUACUAGGCCACGUGGUGUUUUGUGUGGACAUAAACGAGUUGAAAACAAUGCGAUUGGACAAUAGCAAUUAUGCGUUCCUUCUUCUGAUUCACAGGUUUUGUUCCUCUGAAAUGUUGAGGAACAAAACGUGUUAAGAGUCUAAAGUUAAUACUAAUAAUGCUUUUUUUU
Phycodurus eques (leafy seadragon) is the source of this 5033-nucleotide messenger RNA. RefSeq names its product BRD4-interacting chromatin-remodeling complex-associated protein. The transcript is spliced from 15 exons. Gene Ontology annotation, biological process: positive regulation of DNA-templated transcription. Lineage: Eukaryota; Metazoa; Chordata; Actinopteri; Syngnathiformes; Syngnathidae. The coding region runs from base 1236 to 4538 and encodes 1100 amino acids. Gene Ontology annotation, cellular component: SWI/SNF complex. The record is from RefSeq and is a predicted model, not a curated record.